AUGGAGCCUUUAAUAAACACAAACGGACUAACUAGUUUUCAAACACAAAAUUUGCCAUUUUAUGCAGAAUGUCGUAGAGUGAAUAGAUCAAAGAGGUUAUGGAGGAAGCCAAUUGAUGUCUCCAAAAUGGCGGCUUCCAGUCGUGUUACAAUCGCGCAAGAUGGACAGGGGAAUGUCAAAUUGCAUCCGUAUUUUGCGGCAUUGGUACGGUGGUGCAUCUCCUCGAUCUGGACGACCGCGACUGUACUUCUGCACCGGUUGAUGACUGCGCCCCUACCGCCGAUUUCAGGUCCGAAACCUACGAAGCCUCGGCCAGCGAGCUCCGACCACCUACACCCUGAACCUUUAGUGGAGUGCGUGGUUCUACACCAGCCGCCGUCUCACACCCUCGACGUUAUCUUCGUACAUGGACUUUAUGGGUCGCUUGGAAACACGUGGCGUCAAGGCGAGUGGAGGGCGAACUAUAAAAACGACCCUAUAAAGGUUCCUUUGAGACGUCCAACCUCAAUACCCACCGCAUGUGCUUGCAAAUGGGAUAAAGGGGAGAACACAAUCGAGAAGUGCUCAUGCGAUUUCAUAAACGAUUUUAAAGAUUCGAAUAGUAUAGACGAUAACGAAUAUAAUUUGAAUAGAAGACGAGAAGAGUACGCCGCGAAAGAAGAUGUGAGAUUUUACGAGAAAUUUCGAAAGGUUUUACCUGACGAUGAUCUGUUUAUAACAGAGAAAUUUUACAAUAACACAUUGUUGGGACAAGUUGAAAUUCUAGGGAAUUUUGAAACGCAGGCCAGUUUCGUUCGGGAUCUCUUUGAGAAAACUAAUCGAGAUGUAGACUGUGAUAUUAAAGAUGUAGAUGACAAAAGUAAUUUACGAGUGGACUGCAAGUGUGGGAGUGAAAAGUGCGAGGUGGGGUGCGGUUGCACCUGUGACCAUUGCUACUCGUCGUGCUGGCCCAGGGAUUGGAUCAAAGUGGACUUCCCCGGAGCCAGGGUCAUUUCUAUCAAUUACACCAGCGACCCAUAUUUAUGGCGGCCUUUGUGGAUUAAGGAAAACAAACGGCAGCGGCUUCACGAUCGCGCUGAUCAAAUGAUGAUGCAGCUUCUAGGGCUCGGUGUUGGGGAUAAGCCCAUAAUAUGGGUCGGUCACUCGAAGGGUGGGCUGUUCAUUAAGCAUAUCUACUGUGAAGCACACGAAGCUUAUUUAAAAACGAACAAAAACGAAAAUAACGACGCGUCUCACAUACAGCAAUUUCCAAUUCAAGAAAACAAUAAAAUAAACGAGGAAGAUAUCUCUAAUGGAAAUUUAGAAGUAGAUGCCACUGAAAAUAAUAUAAUUACAAUAGAAAAUGCUACGAAUGAAGCUAAAUUGACCAAUUUAAUAAAUUAUGUUUUCGGCGGUCAAAAUGAAUGUGUAACAAAUGAUGUAAAUAAGAAUAAUGUAGAUAACACAGAAGAAAACGUAGAAACUGGUAAAAUAGAGACUGGAGAAGAACGUGAAGACGAAGCCAAAGAACAAAAUGACAAAAUAUCUUCUAAUAACGAAGAAGAUCCAAAGGAAAUGAUGCGAAGAGCAAACCUGUGGAAGAACAGCGCCGGCUUCAUGUUUUACUCCGUCCCCCACCGCGGGUCUCCACUCGCCGACAUUAAAACUCCAAUUACAGCCAGGAGUAUCGAAUUAUUAGAAAUUUGUAAAGACUGUUCCCUGGUGAUGUCCCUUCAAGAGCGCUGGCUUAAAGCCACCUCCACCGCAAAGCCGGCAGUAAGCAGCCUGGUCGAGACCUGCAAGACCCUUAUGUCGCUUCUUUGGCUGAGAAUCGUCAGCGUAGACUCUGCUGAUCCCGGCAUCGGAGCCUUAUCAGGCGUAUCAGUGGAUCAUCGGGAGAUCUGCAAACCUUCCAGCAGGAAAUGUCUUUUAUAUAGAGAACUUAAAAUUCUUAUACAAAAUGCUCUGAGCAAGCAUCGACACCAAUAA
This is a messenger RNA of Parnassius apollo (apollo), 1968 nucleotides long. NCBI's taxonomy places the organism in Eukaryota, Metazoa, Arthropoda, Insecta, Lepidoptera, Papilionidae. The record is from the annotation of a GenBank genome assembly.